Messenger RNA from Penicillium psychrosexuale, 1044 nucleotides. Its product is annotated as Elongator subunit IKI1. Gene Ontology annotation, molecular function: tRNA binding. The record is from RefSeq and is a predicted model, not a curated record. NCBI's taxonomy places the organism in Eukaryota, Fungi, Ascomycota, Eurotiomycetes, Eurotiales, Aspergillaceae. Gene Ontology annotation, cellular component: elongator holoenzyme complex; cytosol; nucleus. The transcript has 3 exons. The coding region runs from base 1 to 1044 and encodes 347 amino acids. Gene Ontology annotation, biological process: tRNA wobble uridine modification.
AUGGCCCCUAUCAAUCUUUCACACAGGCGAACGCACAACUUACUCUUGAUUUCGAAACUCUUGAGCUUGCGUGACACUGCAUCGCCCCUCACGCUUGUCUUAGAUUCUUUGGAGCAACCGGCUACGCCACUCCUGAAAGAAUAUAUCAGACGUGCAAAGCUAUCCAAAGUCCAUGUCACACUCGUCGCUUUUGAAACCCUGAAGCAACCGGAUGGAGUCGAUGCUUUUGUAUCAACACGCCGCAAGAGCCCUGCCGAUAUAGUUAAAGAAGUGAGCGCAGUUUAUCAGCCUGUUGCAGCCUCCAACCCCUCACGCAGGCGUCUUAUCAUCAUUGACUCUAUUAACCCCCUUCUGAACUCAAAAAGAGUCGACCCUGGAUUUGAUUUACCCUCCUUCCUUGGCUCGUUUAUUGCUCCCACGUCGCCAUCGGCCAAGGUUGAUGCGUCACUCGUGGUGACAUAUCAUCAAGAUGUCCCCGAACUUCCACAGCAAAGUCCCUACUCACCAUCUCCUAUUUCUGUGUUGACAUACCUCGCUACGAGCAUCAUCACACUUCAUUCGUUCUCGCACGUUCUAGCACAGAAGGCUGCUCGCGACCGCAGUCUGGCUCCUCCAGUCUUCGGGCUUGAGGAAGAGCAAGAAGGCGUUCUCCUCGGCCGAUUGGACAGAUUGGCUGGUACUGGCAAAGCCGAGGGAAUUGUUAUUGAACUGGAGCACAGGCGGAAGAGUGGCCGUGGUGUACUGGAAUGGUACCUUCUCCCGCCUGCCUCGCGGUAUUCGCCACAGCAUCUGAAAGAGAUCGUGACGUUGCUUGACGAUAAUGUUUUGUACAAUCCUCCUAUGGGGCGAGAUCCAAGCGCGGGUGAUGAGGAACUAACGUCGACCUUUGAGCUGGGUCUCACCGACCGACAGAGGCGCGAAAGAGAAGGUGUUGUGUUGCCGUACUUCGACGCACAGCAUAACGAUGGCCCAGGCGAAGGAGGUCGGAUUCUUUACGAUAUGGGAGAGGAAGACGAUUUCGACGAAGAAGAGGAUGAGAUUUAG